Molecule: messenger RNA, 1620 nt
Organism: Manduca sexta (tobacco hornworm)
Lineage: Eukaryota; Metazoa; Arthropoda; Insecta; Lepidoptera; Sphingidae
Exons: 3
Coding region: 106-1575 (489 amino acids)
Source: RefSeq, a predicted model, not a curated record
UUUUACAACUAACUGGACCGAUUACACGGAAACUGACAAUAAAAUAAACAUGAUAGAUACUGCAUUAGAUUACAUUGAUAAUUUUGUACUUGGCUCAAAAAUAUCAUGAAAAGAGAUACCUCGAUUAAAAAAAUAAGUACAGAAAAAGAAAACAUUACCAACAACGUCAAUGAAUUACGAAAUAAUGUCCUGCUACCAUUAAGUAAUAUAAUUAACGAUAAACAAAAAGAAUUGGAAGAAUUACUCCGAGUUAGCGAAAACUUAAUAAAAAUUAUGAGAACUUAUAACAAUUCGUUUGAAACAAGUGUUAAAGAAAAUAGGUAUAAUGAUACGAACUCAACUAUAUCUAUUUACAACUUUGAAAUAGCGCCGGAGUUAGAAAAUGAAUUUAGAAGAAGCGACAAGAAUUUACUUCAGAAAUAUUUAUUAAAACUGAAACGAGAUAUUUAUGAGGUUAUAAGAGAUAUUGCUGGUAUACAAAAACUAAAAGGAGAAGCGCAUAUUCCUGUAGACUUAAAAAUAUUACUGCGUGCCAUGAAACGUUACGUACGAAACCAAGCUAAAUUGAAUUACAAAGAAAAGAAAUCGGAUGUUGAAAACCUAAAUAGUCGACGUACGCCUGCCGAUACAAAGAAUGAUGCAACUAAAAAAACCUUAGUUACUGAAAUGGUUAAUAUUUUAAAAGUUAUUGACAAAAAUUUGCCUGAAAGUAACGCAUUGGCUUCCCUUUCGCCAACAUCAAGAAAAAUUAUUCAAAGAGUUAUUAAAAACAAUUAUAUAGACGAAUUCUCAGUAAUAGGACUGAGAGUAUUUGACCCAGAAUACAAUUUAACCAAUGAUAUAAAGAAAAUUGGUACUGAAUGGCCCAGAAUGACAGAUAUUGUAGCACAAACCCCAAUCCACGAUAGAUUACAUGCCAUGAAACUACUGCAUCUCAUAUUAUCAAUCGAUAUCACCAAAAUGAACGAUGCACUGGCAUUAUUAGACUUUGCUUAUAACCGAAGAAUGAUAUUAAUAGAAGGUAACUUAGGUGGAGAAAUUAUGGAUAGAAUAAACAAAGGGCUGAAAGCAAUAAACGAAAAAGUCAAAGUUAUCAUAAAUUUACAUAAAAAUAGACAAAUCAAGAACCUGAAGAAUGUGGAAGUGACUAAACAGGUCCAAAAAGAAUCAUUUUUAAAGAAGCUUAAAAAGAUAUUAAGAUCGUCCAAAAACGAUAUCGUUGGCUUGUUAAAGAAAAAGGUGCCAAAGAAAGAGAUAGUAAAAGGAUUGGCAAAGAAGAAGAUUGAUGAACUUACCAGGCGGAGAUAUAUGGAAUUUGAGGACACCAUGAGGAAAUGGCAAAGUAAAUUGAACUUAGUUCCGAGAGAUAAAAGAUUCGCACGAGAUGACAAUUAUAAAAGUCAUAUGAAAAACAUACUUCCUAAGUAUUUAAGGGGUAAAGUUAAACCAGUUAUAGCUGCGAAGAAGUCCAAAACACGUGAAAAACAAAAAAAGCAUUCUAAUACCGUUACAACUACAACGAAAUCAAAAUUAACUGCAAAUCCGAAUACGUCUAAAUCACGUACAAAUAUAUAAUUUUACUAGUAAAUGUUAAUUUUAACCUUCAUUUAGAUCUUUACU